AGGGGCGGGGAAAGCUCGGCUCCAGCGGGAGAGUGGAGUAUCGAGAGUCUCCUAGUAGGAAAGCCUGGGAGAGCUGGGUCUGAUCAGCUUCGAGAAAAGACGGCGGAGAGGAGACCUUAUUCAUGAGUAUAAGUAUCUAAAAGAAGAGUGCCGAAAGGAUGGACCAGGCUGUGCCCACUGGUGCGGAACUAUAGGACAGGAGGCAACGGGCAGAAACUGAUGCCCAGAAGUUCCCCCUGACUAUAAGGAAGAACUUCUUUCCUGUGCCGUGGCUGCGCAUGGAAUAGAUUGCCGAGAGAGGUUGAGGAGUGUCCCUCAGUGGGGAUAUUCCAGAACCAUUUGGAUGCCAUCUUGUGCCAUGUGUGGUAGGAUGACCCUUCUUGAGCAGGGAGCUGAGGCCAGAUGACCCCUGUGGUCCCACUGAACCUCCCCCAUCCUGGGGUUUUAUGAGUCCCUGAAGAGCUGAAGGGGUGAGGGCAGAGCUUAGCCUUUGGUGUUUCUCUUCCCAGGGCGACAAAGUUCAGCUGGUCAAUGUGCCAUCUCUGCAGUGCAGAAAGUUCUGGAAGGGUUGGCAGAGACAGUGAUUUUGUGCAGGGAAUACUCCAGCUAUUAUUUUUCCCUGAUUGUUUGUGCUGGUGAAUUGAGUAGUGAAAAGGCAAUGUGUUGAAGGAAAAACAGUUACAGUUUGGGUGUGCUUUCAUAACGUAAAAGGCUUUUUAGAUGUAGUGGCUCUGGACUGUGGCUUUUGAAUCUAGCACCUGUGUAUCUAGUGUCACUUCAGUGCUGCAGGCUGUAGUGAGAACUUGCUGGGAAGUGCUUGAUUCAUUUGGCAUCUGAUCCUGAAAACUGCAUCUUAAAAUUGUUGCCUGACUUUUAAAGUAGGAUCAGAUUUUGGGGAGUUGUGCAGAUUUACCAUAAAGCAAAUUCUAAGAUGCAGUUUCAGCUUUCUCAAAGUUUUGUCAUGGCAGCAACCAGUGUAAAUUAUGUACUGAAGCAAGCCCCAAAACAGCACAGUCGGGGUCAGCAGUUAUUAGAGAGUCUAUUGUUCAAAACCCUUUAGGUAUGAGGUAAAAGGAAGGUGCAUUUAUUUCCUCUGUAAGCUGAUGUUAAGAGGAUGUUGAUGAUCAGUUUCAAACUGCAUUUGUUAAUGGCAAGCAUUCAGACCAACUUUUGUGUUUGAGUCAAAAGUGCAUGUUUAUACUUGUAGUGUGUAAGUAGAGAAAAUUGAUUUUGUUUUGUCAGAAAAAAAUCAGGAGGCUGAUGCAGAAGCACCAACGUUCUUGCUGUUGAGAUGUCCUGUAUUCCAUUGUUAAUGGAACCAGCAUGUUCCAGCUCUAACAUACAGGGAGCUACAAAAACAAGGAGUAAUGAUGCUACUUCCAGAUUUUUGGUUCUUUCUGGCAAUAAUGAAAGCAAAGAGUCAAAAUCUAUUCAAAGAAAGAGAGUGCUUCCAUCUUGGAUGCUGGAAAGAGAUCUUCUGGUGCAGAGGGUUUCCAAGCCUGUUACGAUGGGAGGUAGUAGAAAGAAAAAAGGCCAAGGAAGGGGAGAAGGUCUUACAGAGUCAUUAAAAUCAGAAGUACAUGUACAGCAGAAAAAAAUAUUACCUUCUGAAGAAACUAUAGAGGAUUUUGAAGGUGGAGAGCAAGAUCAAGGGAAAAGGACCUGCCUUCCCUUCCCUGUUCUUUUAUCUCAGAAUACAUCUGGAUUACCUCUUGAGACUACCAUGAGAUAUAUGGAAGGAAGUGGCAAGACUGGAACAACAAACCCUGGAAAUUCUCUGGAAGAAAAUGAUAGGCAGCUGCAUAGCCAAUGGUCUAAAAGAGAAGGUCACAUCUCCAUUAAAGACAACAGAAUUGAGGAAACAGAAAACAAAGAGCACAUUGCUGGUUCUACCAGCCGACAAGCUCACUGGGGCAGGACUUCCCAAUAUCUUGGUGCUCAGGAAGGGAUUCUUGAGCCUGAUGCAAAUCUGGACUACAACACUGAGAUUUCUGAUUCAGCCAGAAGUGCAGAUGCUUCAGAAAGCUCCAAACAGAUGCAGCAUAAGAGGACACCUUGCAAGUAUGGAAGUGGCUGUUACAGGAAGAAUCCCAUUCACUUCCAGCAGUUCAGUCAUCCUAAUGAUGAUGACUAUCACAACAUGGAGAUGGUGGCUCAGGACGAUGAUGACAGCCGGCCUGAGUGUCCAUAUGGAACAGCUUGUUAUAGGAAGAACCCCCAGCACAAGCUGGAGUACAAGCACAGUGCACCUCCAGGAAAAAGGGCAGUGAAGAAGGAUGGUGUCAAUGAUGGUGAAACCAAUGAAUAUGACCUCAAUGACCGAUUUAUAGAUGACGAGGAGGAAGAGGAGUGCGAAGCUACUGAUGAAGACUCGGACUGGGAACCAAGUUCAGAAGAAAAGGAUAAUGAAGAUGUUGACACACUUGUGCAAGAAACAUGUAGAUUUGUUAGGCUCAAGAAAUAGCUGCUGAGAACAGCUUUAUAAAUGUCCAGUGUGGUUGUGUUAAAACAUGGUUGCACAGAGGAGAGGAAUUAGUUUGAAAAUUUUUUCCUCCAUGAUGUAGGCAGUACAGGAAGAUAAUAAUAGGGGUGAGGGGAUUCUCUUUCUUAUCUGUAUGUAUUAUUUUGAGGCUGGUGUGCUGUUUGGUUUUUUUUUUUUGUUUUAUUAAGUUGUGGACCCAGAGAAUCGAGCUCUGAAAUUUUUGGUUUUUUCUUUUUUCUCUCCUUUUUCUUUUUUUUUUUUUUUUUUUUUUUGCAACACCAUUGGUAUCUUGUAUUUUGAAACACAGUUUUAAAGGUUGUUAAAACUUCAUCUUGCUGUGCUCAAAAGAAAUAUUGGUAGGAAAGCCUAAGCCAUUUUUAUUGUUGAGUUCAUGCAGUUUUAAACUUUGUUAUUCUGCCUCCAUCUUUUCCAGAUGUUGUUUUGUUGAUUAUCUUGAGGUACAGUAGUUAAAUACAGGUUGUCUAAAUCACUUGAGAGCAGGAUCUCAGUGUAUUGAAGCACUUGAUUGGCUCAACAACAAGUAUUAUUUGCUCUGAUUGCAACAGUACCUCUUUCCAUGUUCAUCACUGGAACAGUUUCUAGUUCUCAGCAAAGUCUUGAUAUUUUUCACAGUUAAACUUGUAACAUACAGUGAGAAAAGCAUGUAAUUGUGUCUCUGAUUUCUAAAGACCUUGGAAGAUCUUGCCUUCAAUGUGUUCAUCACUCCCCUGAGCUUCCUGGAAAGCAAGUUAAAAGGUUUUACUAUAUUUUCGGACAGAUGGCUGGAGCCUUGUGAAUUUGGCACCUUUUUUGGUCAAAGUCCUGAAGUUCAGCUAGAGACUCAUUCUAGUAUAGCUUCCAAGUAGGCAUCCACAUACACACCAGCUGGUUUUACAGACUUUUCAGGAGGGCUUUGUGGAUGUGCCCUCUACAACUCUAAUGCCCCGGUUUUUGACUGAGCUUGUGUGUUUGUCUUGUUGUGAAGAGGCUCCUCUCACAGGAAAAACUGCCAAGGGGGAAUCAAACCAAGCAUUGCCCGGGCCUUGCCACUGCUGCAUUGAGCUGUGUGCAGACUCAGCUCUCAGCAGCCCUCAGAUCUCCUGCUUCUGUCACACUGGGGCUGUCUUGGGCAGGGAAAUUGCCCUGUGAAGGAAGCUGCUGGCCGCAGGGGAAGCUGCCCUGAUGGCCAGGAGGCAGGAAAGCACAGAGCUGGCUUGGGCUGGGCUGUGUCACAGAGGAACUGUCUCAGUCCUGCCCAGGAGGCGCCUCCGCAAGCAGGUGCAUGCAGCUGCCACAGGAUGGAGCCAGCCUUACAUUGAGGUGUUGGCAGAGGGAGAAGCCACUUUCCCCCGGGGCACGGGAGAGAUGUGCUCCAGGCUAUGGGAUGCGAGAUGGGACUGUGCAGUCUCAAGUCCCAGCAGUUCAGAGAUUGGGCACUGGGGAUGGAUCUUGUGAACCUGCCCGUUUCUGCCUCAAAAAAACCUCAUUAUACACACCCCCUUGGCACUUGGAAACUUUCAUUCUUGGAGGGUCAUCUUGGUCCUUACAGAUUCUGCUCAAAGGGGGAGCAUUCUUUUUGACAGAUUUCUCAGAUAAAAAUAAAGCACCAAUGUGGCAAUAUUA
Melospiza georgiana is the source of this 4105-nucleotide messenger RNA. It is a transcript of the gene APLF, whose product is annotated as aprataxin and PNKP like factor. The coding region runs from base 1292 to 2464 and encodes 390 amino acids. Gene Ontology annotation, molecular function: 3'-5' exonuclease activity; DNA-(apurinic or apyrimidinic site) endonuclease activity. The transcript is spliced from 7 exons. NCBI's taxonomy places the organism in Eukaryota, Metazoa, Chordata, Aves, Passeriformes, Passerellidae. Gene Ontology annotation, cellular component: site of double-strand break; nucleus. The record is from RefSeq and is a predicted model, not a curated record. Gene Ontology annotation, biological process: double-strand break repair.